Molecule: messenger RNA, 1800 nt
Organism: Cucumis sativus (cucumber)
Lineage: Eukaryota; Viridiplantae; Streptophyta; Magnoliopsida; Cucurbitales; Cucurbitaceae
Product: ankyrin repeat domain-containing protein, chloroplastic
Exons: 7
Coding region: 97-1392 (431 amino acids)
Biological process (GO): protein targeting to chloroplast
Cellular component (GO): chloroplast outer membrane
Molecular function (GO): chloroplast targeting sequence receptor activity; protein binding
Source: RefSeq, a predicted model, not a curated record
AACAAAUAUAUGGGCGUAUAGCCCAAUCGUAUAAAGAAAUCUCUUCCGUUUUCACAUCAGUGGGACAGUCCACAUCGGAAGUUAAACGGAGCAACCAUGUCACUCGGUGCUUCUCUGAAUAUUCCCGUCGCUAAACUCUUCUUCCUCUCGAAUUCGCCGCCUUUUCUUCUCAAUUCCAACAAGCUUUCUUUCAAUUCUCUUCUCAGAACUCCAAAAGGAGUCUCUUCCGUUUCCUCUUCUUCCAACUCUUCUUACUCUCUCCAACCAGAUGAGUUAGAAGACUUCGUCAUCGGCGAUUGUGUUAUUUUUGAAGAUGACGUGUUCGACGACCCAUAUGUGUCGGAUGAUUCGAGUGUGGAUAAUUCCAUUCCGAGCACAGCGAAGUCUAAGCCCAAGAGCGCUGUUGUUGAGAUUAACCCCGAAAAUCUGGUGCCAGAUGAGUGGAAAGAAGUGCAAGCGGAGAUUAACAUCACGAAGAAAGAGAGGCGGAAGAUUGCUCAGGAAAUGGAGUUUGGUUCUCGAGUUGAGAAGAAGAAGAAAGGGCUUGUUCCUUUGAGGAGUGUGAAUUUGGAGGAAUAUUUAUCGUAUAAGGAGGCGAAGAUGGCACAAUUGAAGCCACUUGUUCUUGAUAAUCCGACUAGUUUUCCGGCCACGGAGGAAGUUAAUGGGGCGGAGGAUGCUAUGAGCAGGUCGAGCGAGCGUGUGGCGCCAAAAAAUCCCAAGUGGGCGGUUUAUGGUAGGGGGCUGGAGGAUGUUUCUGAGUUCUUUAAUAGUGGACAAUACCAGCCUGCUGAUAGAAAAUCUGAAGGACCUCGCAAGUUAUUUUCAAAAGAGGAAAAGGCUAUGCUGAAUAAAAGGGUGCCUGAUCUUGCUUCUGCUCGUUCUGAUAUGUGGUUGCCUCUACAUACUCUUGUCGGGUCUGGAGAAUUUUACCUUGUGGAUGAACUACUAAAAAACAAUGUUGAUAUCAAUGGUGUGGAUAAGGUUGGUUUCACGGCUCUUCACAGAGCUAUAGUUGCAAAAAAGCAAGCCAUAACUAAUUAUCUUUUAAGAGAAAGUGCCAAUCCUUUUGUUCGAGAUAAGGAUGGCGCAACUUUGAUGCAUUACGCUGUCCAAACUGCUUCGAGUCAGGCGAUUAAAACUCUUCUAUUGUAUAAUGUUGAUAUAAACCUUCAGGAUAAAGAUGGGUGGACACCAUUGCAUCUCGCUGUUCAGGCUCGUCGGACAGAUGUAGUUAGGCUUUUAUUAAUUAAAGGAGCUGAUAAGACGCUAAAAAAUGCGGAAGGUUUGACCCCAUUGGACAUCUGCCUCUAUUCUGGUCAAGACACAAAAACUUAUGAACUAAUAAAGCUGUUGAAACAGCUUCCAAGACCAAGUAAACUGCCUUCAUGACAGAGAUGAUGACUUGAACUAGCUUAGGCUCUGGAAGAUCAAUUAUCGCCAUGUUUCGUAUGCCAUAGUGGUCCAAGUUUUAAAUCGAGUAUGCUACUGGAUUAACGCCAGCUUCUUUGCUAGAUAAUUCUAUCAGAGCAAAUAGUACUGUGAAAGUGACAUCAUUGGAACCGGGCUAGAAACAUGUCUCUACACGAGCGUUCCAGUCGGACUUGGAGCAAAUGCAUCUAUGACAAUAUCUAAUUAAUGAUUAUGCAUGCGAAGUCCCACGAGUAUCUUAUUCAUUUUUCUUUUUAUGUUGAAAGUUGUAAUAACCCUUUCCCUUUGUUUUGUAUCUGUUGUAAUUAAACAAGAUUUUGAAGUCAUGUUUUAUUGACUUAAGUUAUGAACUUAAUUGAUGAACUCAAA